CAACAGCCACAACGCGGGCGAGUCCGAGUGGCGCGGACCAGGGAGUGACCCCAACAACAACCCGCGGGGCAUGAACGGGACCCGGCUACCCGACAAAUGGGACCAUAUACCCGAGGUGCCGGAGCAGGCUGCUAUCGGAGACCUUCACCUGUCCUUUGAGUACCACCAGAGUAACCUCAAGGUGCGGGUAUGGCAGAUCAGCGACCUACUCCUGCCGCCACCUCAGAUCUCCAUGAUUGAGUCGAUUUUUGUACGUAGCUACCUCAUCCCAGACCCGGUCAAGAAGACCAACAGAAAGACAGAGGACGUCCCAGUGGAGGGGUCAUCUUUUGGUAGGAAGAACUCAGGGCCGCUGGGUAUCGAAGGAAUACAGCACAUCUUCACUCCAUCCUCUUUUAGGUUUAACACACCCCUUCUGUACACUGGCGUGACACCAGACAUUGUGAAGGAGCGCAGUCUGCGACUGGAAGUGUGCAUGACCCAAAAACACUCCGGAAAAUUCUUCCUCAUGGCCAUGGUUCAUAUGCCAUUACGAACUGCAGUUCGCAGACCCAUUCGGGAACGUUACGCGCUGAUUCCAUGCAUGAACGUGACCAUCCCCAACAGCAUGCGAGUUUAUAACGCCAGAGAUAUUAUUGUGGAGAGUUCUAAGCAGUCCCUGUCAAGGUCAAAUUCUUCGCAAUCGGGAGGGGAUUCCACGGUCACUCCUCGGAACGAGGACUUGGAAGAUGUGGAGGUGGAAAACCUCAUCAGAAAAUUUAUUUCCGUAGGUAGCAGCUUAGAUGAUGACGACGAUGAUGAGGAUGACGAUGACGGCAUUGGAAGCAGCUUUGAAAUAAAGACAAGCUCUGGAAAAAGUCCAGGAUCAUCGACAGUUGCGGUUGAUUUGACCUCUGUCAAUACAGACAAUGACAACGAUUCAGAGGGUGACCUCAAGGCUGUUGUAAGUCAUGAGACACCGAAAAGUGCCCAAGUGGCAAUAGAUAUAGACUCAGGGACGUCUGGAAAAAAGAAAAGAAUAAUUCCCAAUGAGUUCUUGAAAAAGACAUCAGAGCCUGCCCCCCAAAAUGGGCCUCACAAGGAUAGUGCGAAUGUUGACUCUGCUAUAGUUAAUGUGGAAGAGGAUCUAAAGCACACGGUUGUGGAUAUGGACAGUGUUGCGGGUAAUGUGAUCAUAGAUGUGGAUAAGAAUGAAAAGUUGAGCUCAGUGAAGGACGCAGGUAGUGAAAAGAUUCAGGAAGACACUCCUAAGAGAAAGAAGAGAAUUAUUCCUAAUGAGCUGGACUUGGAUGUCAAAGCCUCAGACUCUGCCUCCGUUCCUCAGGUGAAGGUCACCGACGUAUCUGACAGCUCAGAGCCAGCUACAUAUAACGGCUGUGUUUCCGAUGACAUUGCAAGUGACAAGGAAUGCGGACCCCAACUUCUUAAGAACAGUGAUGGUCUCGCUGUUACCAAUAAUAAUGAUGUGCCUGAUAAUAUCAAUAUGUCAACUAAAAUCUCCACACAGCAGAAAAAGGAUGAAAUAGAAACACAGAGCGUCUGUGCAGAGAGUGAAAAUAAUGAAGAAGACGAGAUUUCUUCAGAGUUGAUGACGUCUGUCGGAAAACUUAGCGUAACUGGAGCGUCUGCCGAUCUGGAGCCUUCUUCCACACCAGUGUCACGACCAGAAACACCCAUCUGGGAUUAUUACGAUUUCACGGAGGAAGAGGGAGCGGUCGCAGGUGGGGAAAACGGUGAAGCAAAUUCCAACAGUGAUGGGGGACCCAAGAGACCAUGCACCCUGCAGGAGAGUAUAGAGAGGCUGAGUCGGACCAUGACCACACUGGACACCUGCCUGGUCUCAGGCCCUGUGCUGCCCACAGUUAUGAUAGAAGAUUUUGAGAUGGAUGAGGAUGACUCAUAAUCUCCCCUGUGCCGUGUAUAUCGAUGAUGUUAUACUGUAACUGUGUAUCUGGUUUCUUGAAUAGGUGUCCACAAGCAAAAAAUAAAAGACGUUCCCUUCUCAAAAUAAAUUUUUAAAAGUUAAAAUUCUUAACGAAAUAAAUAAUGAUGAAUGUCUAGCCAUGUCCUGAAAAAAGAUUUUUGUUGAGGCUCCGCAGAUGGACCUUGGAAGCAGUUUUAGAAAAAAACACCCCAACUCAGUAUAACUAUUUUUUCUAGUUACAUAGAGCUUAACACCAUCAAUAUGUACUUCUCAGACUUUUCUCCUUGUAAAUAGUUUAACAUCAGUCUUUCUUCGGUCUCGAAUAUUUUCCUUGAACUCAGAUUUCUUAAUAUAUAUAUUAUAAUUACAGAUGUGUGUCUGUGUAUGUUUGUGUGUAUGUGUUUUUGUGUGUAUGUGCCUGUGUGUGUGUGUAUGUGUGUAUGUGUGUAUAAACCAACAUAUAUUUUUAUACUAUGGGAUUUGUUCUGUCAAAACUUAAUAUGCUUGUAUUUUAUUUACACUACAUCGUUGUGAUCUAAUAUUUUUCUUUUCUUGAAACAAAUAAAACGAAAAAAACCUCAAAAUCAAAGUGAUAUUGAUUUCAAAGUCUGAAGACUCAUUUCGGAUUUUCGUUCUUUUCUGGAUAAUGUCCCUCUACAAAUGCCAUUAUUGAUUCGAAAGAGGAAGCUGCUUUGUAUAUCAAUGUUUCUAGGGCAAACAUUUCCCUCUCUAAAAUUGCCAAAUAUAAAGUGAAGCCUUUUCCACUUUCCUGUACAGUCGCUCAAUUUAUAUGUAAAUCUGACAAAGAGCGCUGAUUUUUUUUGCCUUAUAGAAAAUUGUGUAAAUUGUGAAAGCACAAAAAUAUGAAUAUAUGAUAUGUACAAGCUGGUUGAUGUGCAUUUCUCUAACUAAAUUUAUUUUUAAGCACAUGUGUGCGAGAUCUUGUGCCUUUUUUCCCCCUCUCUAUAAACGGUGAUAAGAGGGCGAUAUAUUCAUAUAUACAGUGGAAUCUGCUUAAACCAAACAUGAUUUAUCCAAGAACGGCCGUAAAUCCAAAAAAAAUAAAAUAAAAAAAAAAAUUCCUGUUUUUUACUUUUGUCAUUGAAAGAAAACUACUGUUUACCUAAAUGCUCCCAUUUCUAAACCAAAGAAUUUCAACGGUUUUGUCAUCUAAAUCUUCACUUGCAACCCAUAAGUUACACAAACCAUCAAGUUUGAUGCACUUCAAGAUAGGGAAACAGAAGAAAGAGACACAAGAAUGCCUUUGUGCCGACUGUGUUUGCCUAUGUUUAUCACACAUACACAUCAAUAGGCCUACACUCUGCGUAUAGAGCUAGUGACCCAAGGACAGACAGUUUGCAUCUGUCGCACAACUCUUGGUUGGUCAUGGCCUAUUGCCUCUGCAAAGCUAGUUCACAUAGAUAGUACACAUGAGCACAUAAUGGGACCUGGUGUGGUUCAUGACGUCACUGGUAUUGGGCUUUCAUCUUCACUUCUCUGUCUAUGCUUUCAUUUGCUUUAUGUAAGUGUUUGGCAAGGUAAGCGAGCUGACAAUGUUGAAGAGAAAACACUAUGCGUACAGCCUGCAGCUCAAACUGCAGUUAAUGAAAGAGGUAGCCUAAAUGAGAAUUUCUUGAUUUUCCAAAAAAUGAAAUUUGCCGCAAGCAUGGUAUUCUCACCUUUAUGCAGUCCACAAUCAUCGCUAUUUAAGCAACCCUUUCCUCAAUCGAACCUCUGGCUAAACCAAAGGAAACCCAGCGGUUCUGCAGGUUUUGGUUUAAGCAGACACCACUGUUUAUAUAAAUAUAUAUAUGUAUGUAUGUAUACACAUUUUUUCCCCGUACUUUUCUGCUUGAAUGAUAGAACAAGACAUAUGAAAUAUGUAACUACUUUAUGUCGUUUGACAAGUCAUAGACGUAAAGCUUCAGUCUGAUUAUGAUUCAGUUGUUAGAACAUCUCAGGUUAUUGCAAGUUUUUAUAUGUGUGUUAUGCUUGCUGGUAAAUAUAUCUUGUGUGUAGGCCUACUUGUUUCUUGAGAAUGGAGGGAAAGGACAGAUAGCUCCAAAAAAUGUUUUGCUAAAACUGCUUGGUUCUCCUGUUUGUCUAAUCUUAUUUUGUGUGAUGCACUUUUUUAGAUGUUCAUCUGUGGUAUAAGGCGAAGCUUUUAUCUGUUGUUUGCAGAAGAUGUGGGUUUGAUUCCUGCAUGGAGAAGGUAUUUUAUUGAAAUCUCUGUCUGUCUGCUGGGAUGUUGUUUUUCACAUUUUUAUACAACUGUAAAUGUUGAUGCCUUUUUCCUCUCAUAAUUUUGCUUCGACUUCACAUUGACAGCAGACUUGAGAUUAUCUUGUUGCUAUGAAAGGACUAAGACUCCAAGAAACCUACUGUUUAAAAAGCUUUCUUCCCUGCUGCUAAAAAUUUACUUAUUCAUCAAAGCAGAAGUUGUGUUUGGCAUUUUAAGCAAAUACAUAUGCAGGUUAGCAACUUUUAUUUGAUUCUUAAAAUAUUUGCAGGUCUGAAUAUGUUUAGACAUAGCCAUCCGUAUUUUGUACGGAUUUUUUUUUCUUGAAAAAUCGCCGGUCCAGGAAAUACGGAUUUUGACCGACGGUCCCGGAAAAUAAAAACUUGGUAAGCAUACUUCUAAAACAGAAAAAUUAGCCUUCCGUUGCUCGGGAAAAUGAAGAAAAUUCGGGAGAUUCCCGAAAAAUUCGGGAGAGUUGGCAGGUGUGCAGUUUCAACAACGUCAGCUGAUACGCAUGCACGGCGCUCGGCUUCUUCAUUCGUUUGAAAAGGUGGCGUCAAAACGUUCUGCGAUGAGUUCUAAGUCACACUCUGGACCAAGUAAAGCAAAGAAACCGAAGAGGCAGCAAGUUUUUCUUUACAAAUACAAGGUGUCCCUGAUAAUUAGUCAAUGUCCCUGAUUUUGAGCAAGGCUGUCCCUGAUAACCACAGAGAGGGGUGGGCAGCUAUGUGUUAAGAUGAGACUGAGAAAUGGGUCCAUUGUUAUUCGGAUGCGUAUUGAGUGAAGGAAAAAGGAAUUUUGAUGUAUCACGUUUGUAAUGAGUACACCACAAACUCAUAAAGAGAAUAAUUCAAACUUAGAGGCCUUCUUUCCCGUCCCACAAAUACAAAUUUUUUUGCCUUCUAUCAUGUGGAUCAGGGAAAUGUGGAAUAUUUGGAUUUGAGUGCUGAGGGCAGUAACAAGUUUUGGAAAUUUUGGGAAAGUGCAGUAGCACCGCUAAAAACUUACUGCGGGAAUAAGUGUAGCGACAUUUUGUUUUACUUGUGAAUAGUUUUAUCAUCUUUUGUGAAGCUGGUCUUGCAUUUGGGCUCUAUUUUACUGUUUAUACUUGUAAUUAUAAAGUGAAUUCUUUUCAUACAUUGCACAGUUACCUUCAUUUUAUAUUAGCCUUGUGAUCUAAAAAAGUCAAUGGGUGACUGAAAUAUGGUUCACUGAGCAUUUGAAACUGAAUGAUCGGUUUGCCUUAAACCAGUUUUUUGGCUGAGAGCAACGGAGCAUCAAUGGACAUGUCCGGAGUGCAGGGAUGUUGCUUUCUGAAACAAUGAAUUAAUUUUGGCUGAACCAUUACUUUUUCUAAAAGGCUUGUACAUAGCUUUGCAGAAUUUUUUAUUGUGUUCAUAUUGAACUUCUUAUUUUAUUCCUUGUUCUUCAUCCAGUCGCCUCUCUCCAUUGUGGCACUCAGAAAACGUAGUCCCGUUUGUAUCUAAUGGUAAAUAAAACUUUCAUUAUCUUCCAAAUGUUGUAAAUAAAAGUCCCAUCGCUAUUGAAAAGAUGAGCUUUCACAUAGGUCAUAAAGAUUCAGAAAGUUAUCAGUCCCACAGAUUUACAAUGUGUGUGGUAAUACUGCUGUGGGGAAAAUGUUCGGUCAUGUUGGUAUGAACCUUUCAGAAUUUUUAAAGUCUCACACAGUGAUGGUUCAAAAGAGAAAAAUUUAUUAAUUUUGUAGAUGUUGAUGAUUAAAUUGUCUUCGUGAAUACUCACGCACAUGCAAGCACACACACACAAACACACACAUGCACAGGCACUCACACUCUUACACACACCCCCUCACUCACAAACACACAUACACACGCACACGCACGCACACACACACACAGCAUGUUUUUAAAGCCAUGCUGAAUCUAGAUGAUUAAGAAAUAUCAAUAACGUACAUAUGUAAAUGAGAAAUGUUAUCAGAGCUAGCAGUAUUCAGAAAAUAACACGUCCCUCUAGGUAGUAUUAUUACUGCAGCUGUUUCAUUUUCAGAUCGACCAAACUUCUUGGCAUAGUGCUUUCAAAUAGGGAAGAUAUAUAUAUAUAUAUUGUUGGCUAUUGUAUUGUGUGAAUAUUGUGAGCCAUUGACAAGUGGAUCACUGACAUUAAAUGUAGAUUAAACACUUCUUUGUGCCUUACAGUGUGUCUUGGGUUCGGAAGUGCAGGAGACUAGCAUUUAUUUUAAUAAAUCUGUGAAUCAAUUUUGAUAUAUUUUAAAAUCUAAAUAAGUGUAAAAAGUGAUUGUACCAUUAAAGGAACCUGACUUUGUUUAUGAAAAGAUCAGAGAAGUUUUGAUUGAAGUUUAUAUUGUCGUUUGUUGCAAGAAAAAUGAGUGGCAUAAUUUCUUGUUACUCACCCUCAAAAGGCAGGGUCAAACAGAGUUCUUCAAUUUUCUUCAGAUGGUGAUGAUUAAUCGAUAUAUUGUGUUGACCUUGCAACAAAAUGUUUGUACCACAUUGGAAAUAUCUGUCUGAGAUGUUCAUGUUAGGAAAAAGAAGACUAUAUUUUUUGCACCUCUCGACAUCUAUUUGCAUUAUCUCGGCUAAGCGAAGAAACAUAGCAUGACAUAGUAAAGUCACAGAGGAUUUCAUGAACUAAAUAAAAAGAGAGGUAAGAUUUUAUGAACUGACAAAAUGUAAGUCCCAAAAAAGUCCCAUCCCUUUACUUGACUAUAGCCCCAAGAGGUUAAAAUGUGUCAAGUAAAGCACGCCACAUGACUCACACGUCUGAAAAUGAAAUGUACACACAAACAUAAAUAUUGACAUGACUCUUGAAAACGGAAAUGUCGUAAAUGUAUCAGAGUGUAUAUAGAUCUUGUAUUGAUAUUUUUAGCCCCCCUUUGACUAUGCAGUUUUUUAAAAACGAAAUUGUCUCGUUCAUCAGGUGUCAGUGGACAUUCCAUAUAUAUUUUAUACAUUUAUUGUACUGUACUGAAGCGCGUGUGUCUGCUGGUCAGAUGUACUCCUUGUAUCCACUUACACUUACAUAUAUAUAUAUAUAUGCCUAACAUCUGAGUUAUUGUUUCCAUUUGCAAUCUCAUUAAAAUAUCAAAGUCAUCAAAUAUCAG
Aplysia californica (California sea hare) is the source of this 7263-nucleotide messenger RNA. RefSeq lists its product as uncharacterized. Lineage: Eukaryota; Metazoa; Mollusca; Gastropoda; Aplysiida; Aplysiidae. The record is from RefSeq and is a predicted model, not a curated record.